Molecule: messenger RNA, 2435 nt
Organism: Penicillium crustosum
Lineage: Eukaryota; Fungi; Ascomycota; Eurotiomycetes; Eurotiales; Aspergillaceae
Product: putative microtubule associated protein (Ase1)
Exons: 5
Coding region: 261-2435 (724 amino acids)
Biological process (GO): microtubule cytoskeleton organization; mitotic spindle midzone assembly
Cellular component (GO): spindle; cytoplasm; mitotic spindle midzone
Molecular function (GO): microtubule binding
Source: RefSeq, a predicted model, not a curated record
AGUACACCCCCCCUCAUAAACAAGAGUGUGUUCGCUCUCCUAUGUCGCUGCCUUGAGUGCUUUCGCAACCCUUUACUUUCCUUUAUUUCCGUCGCACCUUGUGUGCUGAGAACCCUGUGUGCCAGGAUCUCUUGUUUUGAUCCCGACAUUGGUCACCCUGUCGCAGCUUCGCUCGGCACUGUGUCGUUGGAUUGGAUACACUCCAUUCUUUGUUAUCAAUCUCGAUUUUUUGUCACCCUCAUUAAAGGACUUUCGUUACAAUGGCGGUAGACACUGGCUACCUGACCACUCAGGUCAACAACAUCGUCGCCCAGCUCCAUGGGAUUUACGAUGAGAUUGGAGUUCCUGCGCGCGAGCGCGAGUCCCGUGAAGCGGAGCUCUUUAGCGCCCUGUCAGAGACUUUGAACAAUCACCUUAAGGUUGUUGAUGAGGAGAGAGAGGACAUGACGCAGGAAGCAGAACGUCUCAUCACAGCGAUUCAGCAAAUGGAAUCGUCCCUGAGCGAUGAACGGGCCAAUGGCCAAUAUGAGCUUAACCGCGACGACCUUCGUGUCACUUACCCACUUAACAAAUGUAUUGCAUUCUUGCGCGAGAAGAAUGAUGCGAUGAGCAAGCUGCACCGUGAGCGCUAUGAGCAGGUUAAGAAACUUGUGGACGCGCUUGAAUCUUACUCCUCACACCUCGAGCCAUCCUUUGUUAAGCUCGAGCUUCCUCCCACUGCGCCAGGGUCCUCAAUUCCCCCAAGCUUCGACCUUUCGCCUUUGUAUGUGACGGCGUUGGAUGCCGAAUUUACCCACGUCUACGAAGAGUACCACCGCCGCAUUGCCCAGGUUCAAUCUGCCUGCGAAGAAAUGAUUAAGCUCUGGGCCGAGCUCGGAACACCCCAGGCGCAAACAGAUUCCACUAUCGUGAAGUGUUAUCGUGAAUCCCCUGAGCAACUGGGGCUGCAUGAAGAUGAUGUCGCCAACCUCAUGGCCAAGCGCAAUAAAUUGGUGGAAGAAAAGAAGGGCCGCGAGCGCAAGAUCAACGACCUCCGAAGUACUGUGAUUUCUCUUUGGGAUCGCUUUGGUGUUGAGGAGGCUGAUCGUAAAGCUUUCCUGGCUGCAAACCGUGGCUGCGGUUUGCGCACAAUAAACGACCUGGAAGAGGAAUUGACUCGCCUCAACGAACUUAAGAGACAGAACCUUCACCUAUUUGUGGAGGAUGCUCGCUGCCGAUUGCAGGAACUUUGGGACGCCCUCUUCUUCUCCGAAGAGGAAAUGCUCGAUUUCACACCUGCAUUCUCCGAUGUGUGUAGUGAUGCUUUGCUCGAGGCCCAUGAGGCCGAAAUCACACGACUGGAGGCUAUCAAGGAACAGCGCGCUCCUACUCUCGAAAUGAUUGAAAGACACCGCACUCUUCUGACAGACCGCGAGGCACUUGCAACAUCAAGCCAAGAUGCAUCUCGCCUGAUGGGCCGCGGGAAUAAGGGAGAGAAGCGUGACCCUGGAAAGCUUUUGAGAGAGGAGAAGCUGCGCAAGAGAAUUGCCAAAGAAUUACCGAAACUCGAAGCUGACCUGCGGAAAGAGUUGGAACACUGGGAAGACGAAUUCGGCCGACCAUUCCUAGUGCACGGAGAGCGAUAUCUCGAUGCGUUGACACCUGUCAAGUCAAUGCUUCCACCACGCUCAAAAACACCAUCUGGAGCCACCUCAAGAGCCGGUGCAACAUCCCCUUCAAAGCUUCCCGCCCGUGUCCCGCUGGGAAACAUGCCGCAUGGAAACAACUCCCCUGAGCGUCGUAUGCAACCCGGCGCUUACUCGUCUAGCACACUUAAUGGCAAGAUGCCGCCCCCGCGUGGACCUCCCCCACGGAUGCGUGCGUUAACGGUCGAGUCAAGGGAAGACCGCUUCAGUCACCUUAUGGAGCCGCCUCGCUGCAACAGCGCUAUGUCUAGUGCCUAUGUGCGGCCAGUUAGCCCGGAAGACGUCUAUGAUGACCGGCAGCGGUCCUUCAUGAGCGCGUCAGGAUUCUCGAACUCACAAAGAUCCACUGGAUUCUCUCAUUCAUCUCACUCCUCACAGUCUUCACUGUCUCUGAACUCCUCUAGCCAAGCCUUCCCUCGACCCAACCCCUACCUGCAGCAUGCAGCCCCUCCUCCAGCUGCCCGCCAGGUCUCCAAUUCCUCUACAGUCAACACUGCAACCUCUGGAUCUGAAAACUGGGAGACUUUCGAGGACGGCUCGGGGUCAGAAGCCGAUCCUAGUGAUAUUUACUAUUCUAAACUGCGUGCUGCACACGGAGGAAAGCGAUUUGCACCCGAGGAUGGAGCGGAUCUCACUGGCAAGAAGGCCAAGGGUAUCCGCAGUGUCAGUCCCGAUGGUCCGCAUCCCGGGCAGGUCCUGCGCGUUGCUGGCAGUGACAAUGAGUGGGCCGAUGACUAUGAAACCUACUAG